GAUUAGCAGCACUAUGUGCGGGUUCCACUUCGUAUCCCUCCCUUUCUGUUCUGGAAACGCAAACAAAGCUUAGUUAAGAUCUAUCUAUCUGCGAAGUAGGUUCUGUUCUCGUAGGAGUGGGGAAUCCGAAACCGCGACGGAGAGAAGAACGGCUCGUUGGUUACCGUUUCCAUUUGGGUGUCGGAGAUCAUGGAUGGAUUGAGUCCCUUUAAAAAUAAAAAGGGCACGGAGCCAGAAUACCAUCAUCUCAGUACCUCUAGCUACCAAUGGUGAGUGACAUGAUGAAGACGAUGGUGAUCUCCGAGGAAGAAGCAAAUUGGUCGUGUUUGCCAGGUGAGCUUUUGGAUAGGAUUGGCCAUUGUUUAGUCAAGUUGAAGUAUUUUAUCCGAUUCCAAGCUGUUUGUAAGUCCUGGAGAGUAGCGCAGUCUCGGUCUAGGUUUAGGCAAUCCAUGCCAUGGCUGAUGCUUCCUCAUUGCCGCGACACUAUCAGUGACAGUGCGACCGCAGCGAGGGUUGGCUGUAAAGGUAGCGACUGCUGUAGGUGUUUCUACGAUCCCGAGGAUCGAACAUUUCACCACAUUGAGUUGCCCCAAGCUCUGGACAAGACCUGCCGUGGUUCUGCGUUCGGGUGGGUGUUUAUGAGGGAGAAGCUGCCAUCGGUGAUGCUGCUCAACCCUCUCAGCAAGGAUGAGAUCUAUCUGCCCCCGAUCACCGCUUUUCCUGAUGUGUUGGGGUUCCGCCCCGAGCUUGCGAGGAGGGAGUACUUGUUUGUGAAUCAGGAUGGGUUGCGAGUGGCGGAAGGGAAGAAGACUAUGGAGCGUCACUUCAUAUUCCGGGUUUGUCUUUCGGCUGAGCCCACUUCAGAGGAGUGUAUUGUAAUGGUCAUUCGCAAAUUUGAUGAUCACACUCUAGCGUUUUGCAGGCCGAAUCAUGACGAUAGAUGGACAUUGAUUCCUCGUGGUGGGAACAAUCCUGAUCUACCGAAACUGAUUUCUUUUGAGGAUAUUGUGUUUUGGAGAGGUCAGUUUUAUACCAUCAACUAUACCGGGAAGGUUUAUGUUUGUGAUCUUUCCCUCCCGCAUUAUCCAAAGUUGUCGUUGUUUCUAGACGAGUUUUCUCGAACUUCUAAGAUUUUUCGGAGUGCUAGCCAUUUUUACUUAUUAACCAGCCCUGCCCAUGACGAGUUGAUGGUGAUUACUAGGCAUGUAAGCUGCCCCGAUUAUGAUGAUGAUGAGUUGGAGACUGUUAAUCCGCAUGUAAGGUAUCCAGAAAACGAGGAUGGUGGUGUUGUUAGCGACGAUGAGUGGAUAGAUGACGAUGAUGAUGACGAAGAUCUUCCGUCGGAUAAUGAGCAGAUAGAUGAUGAUGAUGAUGACAGUGACGAUUACCAUCCUGAGUUUCUGCCUGGCAAUGAUGGUGGUCACGGUAGAGUUGACAUUUAUGGUGUCGAUAGCGAGUUAGAUGACAAUGAUGAUGCUGAUGCUAAUGAGACUCAAUUGUUGACUGAUAAAUUCAGAGUUUUCAAGGCGAUGGAAGGUAGGAAUGGAUGGGAGGAGGUUGAAGGUAUCGGUGAUUUUGCUCUUUUCUUGGGGUACAACAAGCCUACUUGGGUUUCCACCAGAGAACACCCUGAACUUGCUCCCAAUUCUAUAUACUUCACGGACAAUAUGACUAGUUUGCAUCGUCGUCGAAAAGUUGCAGGUGCUGACAUGGGUGUUUACGACCUCACUACUCACACCAUCAGCCCAUUCUAUUGUACAUCAUCAGUCCACAAGAACCCUUCUUUGAUUUUCCCAUUACCCAUAUGGGUCUUACCCUCCAACUACUAAAAGGAGAAGUUAUGGGUGUUCUUCUCCCCUGCCCUGUUGGUGGUGUUCUGUCUACUCUUUUCGGAUUGCCCAGUUACUCUUGUAUCAGUUCCUCUUUCUUUAAUUUAAUUGGUCAAGCAAUGUCUAUCCUCUUUCUCAUUGUGCUUUUCUUCUUUUGACACUGUCAAGCUAUGUAUUUUUUAUUUAUCAUACUGUCAAGCAAUGCAUUUCUAUGGUCAUAAGCUUCAUGUAUCAAUUGGCUGUUAUGAUAUUAUCAUAAAGUUAAAUCUUUUGUCAGUGCAAAUCUCAGUCUCUCAUGUUCAAAACUCAAAUGCAUAUUUUUCUCCAAAAUUCUGUACCAUAGUUAUAUUUGAAAAGGUACAUACCUGGAAGUUGUCAAAUACUCUGUGUAGAAUGUUAUCAUCAAAUUGCUUCAUUGCAUACCAUGGUCCAUCCCCGACUCCAACAAAAACAAUAGAGAGAGGACAAUGGCUGUUGUGCAGAAUAUACCAGUACAGUUAAAACUUACAGUCAGCCCAUGAAUCAUUCAUUCAGGAAACAGUUCAUUACAUGGCAACAAGCCAACAACUAUGGAAUUCAAGGUUGCUUGUUCUUGCGGACUGCAACUCCCGCGUGGAAUACCAGGAUUCCCGGCAACCUUUAUACGUGGGUUUGGGUAGUUAGCAUCAAAUCAAAUAGCUUUUUUCAGAAGGAAGACAGUGUGCACAAAUCAUAAACAAAAUGAAUGUCCAGACAUUCAUUUGCUUGUCAAUGGCUAUAUCUAGUUCCAGAGAAAAUCUUUAAGGUCAAUUGACCAAUGCCAUUCCAAUUUGUAUAACAUAAAGCUCCAGUAUUUAU
Messenger RNA from Linum trigynum, 2666 nucleotides. NCBI's taxonomy places the organism in Eukaryota, Viridiplantae, Streptophyta, Magnoliopsida, Malpighiales, Linaceae. The record is from the annotation of a GenBank genome assembly.